AUGGUCUCCCCCAAUCUCAGCAUUGCGAUUAUUGGGGCAGGACCAGCAGGCUGUCUGCUUGCCCGUCUGCUCCUCAAGUGCUCCAUCUCCCAGGUGGUAAUAUUCGAAGCUGAUCCCUCUCCGGACAGCCGGCGGCAAGGUGGCUCUCUCGAUCUGCAUCGCAAAACCGGUAUUGCGGCCUUGAAGCAGGCUGGGCUCUACAAAGAAUUCCUUCGACAUGCCCGCUUUGAUGGAGAAGCCUUUUGUCUCUGCGACAAACACUUAACAAGUGAUACCAUCAAUUCGCGGGCGGAACGCGCAACGCUAUUGCUCGAUCGUCUUCCGUCAGACAUGAUCCGCUGGGGCUACCGGCUUCUAUCGGUUUCCGAGGGCAACAUACUACAUUUCUCGCAAGGAGUGGAAAAGGGGCUUGACCUCGUAGUGGGUGCGGAUGGUGUCUGGAGCCAAGUUCGCCGUUUCUUAACACCGGAGCAGCCGCUCUUCUGUGGUAUUAUUGGCCAAGUAUACACGAUCCCGGACGCUGACACAACCGCCCCUAGCGUGGCGGCCCUUGUGAAUCGGGGCUCUCUUUAUGCAUAUUCUAACGGGAAAGGCCUCACAGGCCAACAGCAUGGCAACGGUAGUAUCCAAGUAACAGCAUGGACAAGGACCAGCCAGGAUGACGGUGUCCAUGUAUCAUUAGACGGCCAAUGCGUGAAGCGCAGGAUUAUCAACAGUUUUAGUGCUCGCCACAUUUACACGCUCCCGAUUGGAUUUCAGUGGAGAAGGUGUUCUGGUGUGACCCUCGUGGGUGAUGCAGCUCAUCCCAUGCCGCCAUUUGCUGGGGAAGGUGUCAACUUAGCAUUCGAGGAUGCCAUGAGACUUGCGGACGCCGUCAGCAAGUUGAUUAAGUACCCAAAUCUCACCCUGGAGAAGGUACUGCAAGCAUAUGAAAAUCAGGCCUUUCAACGAGCGCACAGGGCGCAAGACUUGAGUAUCGGUGUAUGA
Messenger RNA from Aspergillus tanneri, 987 nucleotides. Its product is annotated as FAD-dependent oxidoreductase. Lineage: Eukaryota; Fungi; Ascomycota; Eurotiomycetes; Eurotiales; Aspergillaceae. Gene Ontology annotation, molecular function: FAD binding. The transcript has 3 exons. The record is from RefSeq and is a predicted model, not a curated record. The coding region runs from base 1 to 987 and encodes 328 amino acids.